Messenger RNA from Sphaeramia orbicularis (orbiculate cardinalfish), 2494 nucleotides. It is a transcript of the gene acad9, whose product is annotated as acyl-CoA dehydrogenase family, member 9. The record is from RefSeq and is a predicted model, not a curated record. The transcript is spliced from 18 exons. The coding region runs from base 59 to 1990 and encodes 643 amino acids. Lineage: Eukaryota; Metazoa; Chordata; Actinopteri; Kurtiformes; Apogonidae. Gene Ontology annotation, molecular function: acyl-CoA dehydrogenase activity; flavin adenine dinucleotide binding.
AUCAUCGUGCGACCAGAAAUAGGUUAAAGGUGGGUAGUUCGCGGCGUCAAACCAGGGGAUGUUUACAGUCUCUGGGUUAAACACAAGAACAAUGAUGAACGUCAACAGAAUUGUCGCCUUGUCUAAAAAGUCGGUUCAGGUCGGUCAGCGGCUCCUCGUCUGUAACUCAAACCCGACGGGGAGAGAAGUUCUGCGGCUCCAGCAGAGAAGGUCCAUCCGAACCCACUCCAGGAAUCUGGCGUACGCCAAGAGCCUGUUCCUGGGUCAGGUGAACAAGGCUGAGGUGUUCCCUUAUCCAGAAGUUGGAAAUGAAGAAGCAGAAGAAAUCCAGCAGCUCGUCGCACCAGUGGAAAAAUUCUUUGCGGAGGAAGUUGACUCUGCAAGAAUUGACCAAGAAGCAAAAAUCCCUCCUGAGACGAUGAAUGGGUUAAAAGAGUUGGGGCUGUUUGGGAUGCAGGUCCCUGAAGAGUACGGGGGUCUUGGACUGUCUAACACUGUGUAUGCACGACUGGCAGAGAUCACUGCGUUGGACGGCUCUAUUGCUGUAACGCUGGCUGCACAUCAGGCCAUCGGACUAAAGGGCAUUCUGAUCGCAGGAAACGAAGCCCAGAAGAAUAAGUAUCUGCCUAAACUUGCCUCAGGAGAACACAUAGCAGCGUUCUGUCUGACAGAACCUGGAAGUGGAAGCGACGCAGCGUCCAUUCAGACACGAGCGACCCUGUCAGAGGACGGUACACACUACCUGAUCAACGGCUCCAAGAUUUGGAUUUCCAAUGGAGCCACAGCAGACAUCAUGACAGUGUUUGCAAGGACAGAGGUUGUUAAAGACGGCGUGAAGGCAGAUAAGAUAUCAGCGUUCAUCGUGGAAAGGGCUUUUGGGGGAGUCAGCAGCGGCAAACCGGAGGACAAACUGGGCAUCCGGGGCUCCAACACCUGUGAAGUGGCCUUUGAUAACGUCCCAGUACCAGUGGAGAAUGUUAUCGGGGAAGUAGGUGGUGGCUUCAAGGUUGCCAUGAACAUCUUGAACUCUGGAAGGUUCAGUAUGGGCAGUUCCUCAGCUGGAAUGAUCAAAAAGUUGAUAGAGCUGACGUCAGAAUACGCUGCCACCAGGAAGCAGUUUAACAGAAGUCUGAGUGAAUUCGGUAUGAUCCAGGAGAAGUUUGCACUAAUGGCCGUGAACGCCUUCGUGAUGGAGAGCAUGGCGUACCUCACGGCGGGGAUGAUGGACAGACCGGGGCUUCCAGACUGUUCCGUAGAAGCCGCCAUCGUCAAGAUUUUCAGCUCAGAGGGAGGAUGGAUCUGUGUUAGUGAAGCUCUUCAGGUCCUCGGAGGUCUGGGUUACACAAAGAACUACCCCUUCGAGCGCUACGUCAGGGACUGUCGCAUCCUGCCCAUUUUUGAGGGGACCAAUGAAAUCCUGAGGAUGUACAUCGCUCUUACUGGGAUGCAGCACGCUGGCAAAAUCCUCACAGGGAAAAUAAAAGAGCUGAAGAAGGGGAAUAUUGGCGUAGCGUUUGGCAUGGCGGGAAAGAGGCUGAAGAGUGCUUUUGGCAGCUCCGUGGACUUCGGCCUGACGGGGAAGGAUGGAGUUGUGCAUCCCAGCCUGGAGGAAAGUGCAAAGAAGUUUGAGCAGAACGUCGCCUUCUUUGGAACGACUGUGGAGAGCUUGCUGUACAGAUAUGGGAAGUCGAUGGUGGAUGAGCAGCUCAUCCUGAAGAGAGUAGCAGAUGUGCUGAUCAACCUAUACGCCAUGACCGCCGUCCUGUCCAGAAGCAGCCGCUCCAUCUCCAUCGGAGCCAGGAAUCACGACCAUGAGGUGCUGCUCGCAAACACGUUCUGCAGCGACGCUUACUUCAAGAACAAUUACUUGAUGACUCAGUUGCAAAAGCACUCUCCGGAGAACAACGACGCCAACAUCAAGAAGAUCGCCAAGGAGGUCUUAGAGAAUAGAGCCUACAUCUGCUCACAUCCUCUUGAAAGAACAUUCUGACUUCUGUCAUGUCACCACCGCAACGCUACGUUCUGAUUGGACACUAUUGGCAAGAUAAUACCGCAAUCCAGUCGGUUUGUCUUUACUCUUGUGCUAGCGCUUACUGGGAUUCACAAGCAAAACCAAUGGAGUCAGUUUAUACAGAACAUUUUAUUAAUAACAGAUUUAUAUAAAAACUGAUGGUAUUUAAGUAACUUUGGGGCUGAAACCUGUCGCUCUAUCUGAAGUGCUCCUUAUCUUUAGUGACAGAACCUAAUACUGCACUAGUGCUCACCUGUUUAUCUACUUAUCUGAUGCUCUUUGGGUAUUAGAUGUACAAGGUGCGGUCUUGUGUCUCUGACUGUGACAGUUUUAUUCAAAGGCGGUGCUGCUACUGUGUUUUCUCAUGUGUGGACUGUAAAAGUGAAGGUGUCCCUCUUCUUUUCCGUCAGAGGCACAGCUGUCCAGUUGUACACAAAUGAAUGUUGCUCGUUUAAUCCGCUGUAAUAAAGCAACACAUUAAUA